Messenger RNA from Siniperca chuatsi (mandarin fish), 3752 nucleotides. It is a transcript of the gene armc8, whose product is annotated as armadillo repeat containing 8. Gene Ontology annotation, cellular component: GID complex. Gene Ontology annotation, biological process: proteasome-mediated ubiquitin-dependent protein catabolic process. Gene Ontology annotation, molecular function: protein binding. The transcript has 23 exons. The record is from RefSeq and is a predicted model, not a curated record. Lineage: Eukaryota; Metazoa; Chordata; Actinopteri; Centrarchiformes; Sinipercidae. Bases 263 to 2392 code for a protein of 709 amino acids.
ACAAAAUUUACUUCAUUGACAAAUCCACUGUGUGACAGACAGCUCGCCAAGUUAGCGGUGUUGUUUUUUGUUAUAUAUCUGCUGCUAGUGUUUACAGCCGAGCCCAUAGAGGAAUAUAGUUACCUGUUUUUAUUAUAAUGCCAGCGAGGAGUUGCGUGAUUUAGCUGCAGUUACUUUUUAAAAGCCGCUCACAGCUGCUCUGGGGGGGCGGAGUGUCUGCAAAGUGCUGCGCCGAUUGGGGCGCUCGAUCGGGGGAAGAGAGAUGGCGUGCUUGUUGGAGGCCCCUCUCCGCAUCAGUGUGCUGUCUGAAGUCACUGCCACUAGUCGCCAUUAUGUUGACAGACUGUUUGACCCCGACCCACAGAAAGUGCUGCAGGGAGUCAUUGACAUGAAGAAUGCUGUCAUAGGAAACAACAAGCAGAAGGCCAAUCUGAUCGUCCUUGGAGCUGUGCCAAGGUUAUUAUACCUGCUCCAGCAGAGCUCGUCCAGUCUGGAGCUACGGACAGAGUGUGCCGUGGUGCUGGGCAGCCUAGCCAUGGGCACCGAGAACAACAUCAAGUCCCUGGUGGACUGUCACAUCAUCCCUGCCCUUCUUCAAGGUCUCCUAUGUCCGGAACUGAUCUUCAUUGAAGCUUGUCUUCGAUGUCUCAGGACGGUCUUCAUCAGUCCAGUCACCCCUGUGCAGCUGCUCUAUACUGACCCCACUGUGAUUCCCCAUCUAAUGUCUCUCCUGAGCCACUCACAGAGAACCCAGGAGUACAUCACACAGAUCUUCUCCCACUGUUGUAAGACCCCAGAGCACCAGACGGUUCUUUUCAACCACGGCGCCAUCCAGAACAUUGCUCCUCUACUUAUCUCACCCUCUUAUAAGGUCCGGAUGCAGGCGUUAAAGUGUUUCUCAGUCCUGGCCUAUGAGAACACUCAGGUCUCCAUGACACUAGUUAAUGUGCUGGUGGAUGGUGAGCUGCUCUCUCAGGUAUUUGUUAGAAUGAUGCAAAGGGAUCAACCCAUUGACAUGCAGCUAACAGCAGCCAAAUGUCUAACGUACAUGUGUCGAGCGGGUGCCAUCAGGACAGACGACAGCUGCAUAGUCCUUAAGACCCUGCCAUGCCUCGUGCGGAUGUGCAGUAAAGAGCAUUUGCUUGAGGAGAGGGUGGAGGGUGCAGAGACGCUGGCCUACCUGAUGGAGCCUGACGUGGAGCUGCAGAGGAUUGCAAGCACCACCGACCACCUCGUGGCCAUGCUGGCCGACUACUUCAAAUACCCCAGCUCUGUGUCUGCCAUCACUGACAUCAAGAGGCUGGACCAUGACCUGAAGCAUGCACAUGAGCUGAGACAAGCUGCUUUCAAACUUUACGCCUCACUAGGCUCAAACGACGAGGACAUCCGCAAAAAGAUCACAGAGACAGAGAACAUGAUGGACAGGAUAGUCAGUGGCCUAUCAGAAUCCAGCAUUAAAGUCCGUUUGGCGGCCGUCAGGUGUCUUCACAGUCUUUCGCGGUCGGUGCAGCAGCUGAGGACCAGCUUCCAUGAUCACGCGGUGUGGAAACCCCUCAUGAAGCUGUUGCAGAACGCCCCAGAUGAAGUCCUGGUCAUGGCCUCCUCUACACUAUGCAAUCUACUGCUGGAGUUCUCACCCAGCAAAGAGCCCAUCUUGGAGUCGGGGGUGAUUGAAUUACUAUGCAGUCUGACCCAGAGUGACAGUCCUGCACUGAGGGUCAAUGGGAUCUGGGCCCUGAUGAACAUGGCGUUCCAGGCGGAUCAGAAGGUGAAGGUAGAGAUUGUUCGGUGUUUGGGUACCGAACAGUUGUUCCGCCUGCUAUCAGACCCCGACACCAAUGUGCUGAUGAAGACCCUCGGUUUGCUGCGCAAUCUGCUGUCAACACGCCCACACAUUGACCAGAUCAUGAGUUCUCAUGGGAAGCAGAUCAUGCAGGCAGUGACCCUCAUCCUGGAAGCAGAGCACAGUAUAGAGGUCAAAGAACAGACGCUGUGUAUCCUAGCCAACAUCGCCGACGGCAACACAGCCAAGGAACUCAUCAUGACCAAUGACGACAUGCUCCAGAAAAUCAAAUACUACAUGGGGCAUUCAAAUGUGAAACUGCAGCUCGCUGCCACCUUCUGCAUCUCAAACCUUAUCUGGAAUGAGGAGGACGGUAAGGGACACACACCACAAGUGGAAGGAGGAAUAGAGAAAGGGGCCAGGUUCAGAGAGGAGGAAAAGGGAUUUCAAGCAGUGGUGAACAGCGAUUGCGCCCAAAAAGGGUCUCAGGAGCGACAGGACAAGCUAAAGGAAAUGGGCUUUGUGGACAUCCUGCACAAACUCACCCAGGCCUCUGACCCCAACCUCAGUGACAGGGCGAAGACGGCGAUGCAGCAGUACCUAGCAUGACUACAGAGGGGAGAGAUCCCCUACUGCCAGCCCAACUAACAAUCGCCGGGAGGACACCUGCCAUUGGUUCUUUUGUUUCUUGCUUUGUUUGAUCUCGAAGCUUGUUUUGUUGCACAAAGACACCUUUUUUUGGACCUGUGGCCUCCCUUCACCUCCCACCCACCACCUCAACCCAGGCUCAGUGGUUUUGCUCCCUCCAAACCUGAUCCUGGAGACUCUGAGACCGUGGUUGGUGGGAAACCAACGGCUAGGAGGGGUUUUCUUUUUUUUUUUUUUUUUUUCAACAAUGAAGUGAAAUGUUUCCUUUUGGGACUUUGUGAUUUGAGAUUAGUGAUCUUUUUUGGAGUUAGCAGCCUGACACCAGCGCCACCUUGGUGCUUUUGGACUCCCGAUAGUGGAGAUUCUGGUCUCAGAGAACUUCGAGGUUUGACACAAGAGCAGGGCUGUUGGACAGUAAAGCUUCCCCGUUUUAUUGUUUUCAUUUUUAAUUAAUAUUACUGUUAAUAUUAAUGUUUCCUUAAGGCAUCGCAAACAAGGACACAUUUGGAAAAACAAGACUGCCUAUUUUGAAAUUUUGGGUGUUUUCUUUUUUUGUGGAUACAUACCUCGUAAAUAUAUAAAUAUAUAUAAAUAUAAACAUAAAUAUAUAUUUUUGGAAUCUUAUUUUCCCCUGACCCUCCGUUUGUUUUCAUUCAUUCUCUCUGAACCAUGCUUCUUGGCACAGUUGGGUGAAUCCACUGUAGUCUGAUUCAAGUAUGUUUCUGACUGAACAUGGUCUGUAGAGGUGAAUAAGGAAAAGAAUUCCCCUGAUUAUUUUUUUUCUUCACCGUUGUGGUUCUGCGUGCACUGGAGCCUCUUCUGUCCAAUAUCCUUAUAAUCCCAAUGGGAAAUGUAGUUCCAGAGUGCUUACUCUGACCUGCCCAGUUACUAAUUAACAGGCAUGAGUACACAGAAGACCAGAGAUAAGAGGAUGCAUGUAUCCUCACACCUCUAUUGAAUAAGACUUAAUCUGUUGCUGUUUCUGUUUUCUCUGCAGCCCCCCCCCCACCCCUUCUGUGUGUGUUUGUCAAAUAAAAUCUCCUGGGUUUCUUUCCUCUGGUGUGUUUUGAGAAGCGAGCAAGGACAGAGUAGAUGUCAGGAAUAAAGGAAGAACAAUUUGAGACUGGACCCUGGAGGGUAAGGCACUAAGUGCAUCCACAGCAGCAGAGUCAAGUACGACAUUGUGUUUCAUCCCUCUAUCAUAUAAUUUCUUCUCCCGUCAGGAUAUUUCUAGAGUGUUGUUCCCUGACAUUUCAAACCUUACUGAAACUCCGAUAGAAUGAAUGUUAACAUUGAAAAUAUAUGCAGACCUGAAGAAGGA